Molecule: messenger RNA, 540 nt
Organism: Hydractinia symbiolongicarpus
Lineage: Eukaryota; Metazoa; Cnidaria; Hydrozoa; Anthoathecata; Hydractiniidae
Product: tigger transposable element-derived protein 6-like
Exons: 1
Coding region: 1-540 (179 amino acids)
Cellular component (GO): nucleus
Molecular function (GO): DNA binding
Source: RefSeq, a predicted model, not a curated record
AUGACGGUAUUACAUAUUGCCAAUGCUCUGGGUGAGAAAGAAACUCCCGUCAUUAUUGGACACAGUCAAAAACCAAGAUGUUUUAAAAACGUACAAGAUGAAAAACGACCCUGUGGCACAUAUUCUUAUGCUAACAAAAAAGCCUGGAUGGAUUCAGAGCUCUUGGAAGAAAUUUUGAGAACUCUAAACAAAAAAUGCGCUACAGACUACCGUAAAAUAUUGCUUUUCAUUGAUAAUGUGCCAAGUCAUCCACAAUCUUUUAUUGAUUGUUUCUCCCAGGUCUUCUUGCCAAAAGAUACAACAUCCAAAUUGCAGCCGCUUGAUGCUGGAAUAAUAAAGAAUUUCAAAGUAUUCUACCGCAAACAACUGCUACAGCAUGUACUGGCCAGGAUUAAACCGGGAUGUAAAACAUCUGAUGUGAUACGCAAUGUCGACCUUUUAAAGUCUAUUGGGUGGGUAAUCAACGCAUGGGGAAAAGUUAAAAAAGAAACAAUCGUCAUUUGUUUUUCUAAGUGUGGUUUCACGGAAGCUACCCUUUAG